UAAAAUGACGAAGAUUAAAGGUGUAGUCACCGCCACCCUAAUCUUUGCUCAUACUCGAGGAACCUUGAAACUUGAAAGUAGAGUAGAAACUCUGAAGAAUCUCCUCUUUCUAUUUUAUCUUUAAUCUUUAACUCAUCAAAACCCUACCAUUUUUAAAUUUUCGUUCAAGUUUAGCGUUUCUAAACAAUAUAAAAAUAAAAACCACACAAGAUAAACUCUACUAUUCUUGUGUCGCUUCCAUUCCAUUCCAAUUGCCCGCAAAACUUCUCGAUUGGGAUCGUGUUUAAUUUUAACAAUGGAGAAAACAGUUGUUAAAGUUCGAUGCCAGAGGAUUGGUUGCGAUGCUAUGUUCUCCGAGGACGACAAUUCCGAUGGUUCCUGUCGAUACCAUGAUUCGGGACCUAUAUUUCAUGAUGGCAUGAAAGAAUGGAGUUGCUGCAAGAAAAGAAGUCACGAUUUUAGCUUGUUUUUGGAAAUUCCAGGAUGUAAGACAGGAAAACAUACAACAGAGAAACCAGUAAUUGCACCGGCUAAGAAAAAGCCUGUGCCCCCUCCAACUGCUGCUCCCCCAGCUAAUGUGACAUUGAGGGACUCUUGUUCGAGGUGCCGACAGGGUUUCUUUUGCUCAGAUCAUGGUUCACAAGGCAAAUCUGUAAAUAUUGUUGGAGAGGUUUCUGCAGAAAACAAAUCAAGUGUUGAGGCUUUAAAACCUCCUAAAAAGAUAGUUGACAUAAAUGAACCCCAAAUAUGCAAAAAUAAAGGAUGUGGUCAAACUUUCAAGGAGAAGGAUAAUACUGACACUGCUUGCAGUUACCAUCCAGGCCCUGCUGUUUUUCACGACCGGAUGAGAGGGUGGAAGUGCUGUGAUGUUCAUGUAAAAGAAUUUGACGAGUUUAUGAGCAUUCCUCCAUGCACAAAGGGAUGGCAUAAUGCCGACCCAUGAAGAUAUCAAAUAAGGGGUUCUCUUCCUGCAGUCAAUGUUUGCUUUUAUUGAAAUGGAAAGUGUUGUUGACCAAUGCAGUAUUUUUGUGUCAUUAAUUAGAAUAAUAUAACCCCACCCCCCUUCAUUUGAUGUCCCUCGUCCUCUUUCAAUUGGUCAGCCUCUAUAGUUAACCUUAGGAAGUCACUGCAUAAAAUUACUGUGAUGAUAUAGGAUGUGAAUUUGUUGUCAUGUGAUCCUUUUAUUUUUGGUCAACAUUGUCAUGUGUUCCUUCAAUUUCACAAACUGCUUCUGCGUGACCAGUUUGGACUCAUUUAAUCUAUGUUGUACCAUGGUUUUGAACAGAAUGUUUGUUUUGGCCGAAAAGAUAUUCUCCUUGUUGAUUAGGUA
Molecule: messenger RNA, 1330 nt
Organism: Cicer arietinum (chickpea)
Lineage: Eukaryota; Viridiplantae; Streptophyta; Magnoliopsida; Fabales; Fabaceae
Product: cysteine and histidine-rich domain-containing protein RAR1
Biological process (GO): defense response to bacterium; defense response to fungus
Cellular component (GO): cytoplasm; nucleus
Molecular function (GO): Hsp90 protein binding
Source: RefSeq, a predicted model, not a curated record